AUGGCACUAGGUGCAAACUGUAGAAUAGGCAAUGGCCAGUACUACCGCGGACCUCGCUAUUUCUCAGAAAAUGGUACACGUUGUCAACCUUGGUCACUUAAUGGCUCAUAUAAUCCUACAGGGUAUCGCUACUCGGAUUUAAUAUCGAACUAUUGCCGUAAUCCUGUUGGAGCUCGAUCUAGACCGUGGUGUUAUGGGAAUACUGCGCGAUACCAGUAUGUAAUAAAACCCUUCAAACUGCACAGUAUCCAUUUGGAGGUAAGACAUAUCUAA
Messenger RNA from Trichoplax adhaerens, 273 nucleotides. RefSeq lists its product as uncharacterized. NCBI's taxonomy places the organism in Eukaryota, Metazoa, Placozoa, Uniplacotomia, Trichoplacea, Trichoplacidae. The coding region runs from base 1 to 273 and encodes 90 amino acids. The transcript has a single exon. The record is from RefSeq and is a predicted model, not a curated record.